GGGAGUGGGACCAGAGAUGUGAUUGCGGCGCAGGACGACAGGCAGCGGGACUGGCACAUCGGUGGAGAGAAAACUCUGGUAGAAACUAAAGAUGGCAGGAAAGAUAACUAAAGAUGAGAUGGAGGAGCUCAGAGACGCCUUCCAGAAAGUUGAUACCAACAGUAAUGGCUUUAUCUGUGACUUGGAGCUGACUGAACUGUUUAAAGAAGCUAACCUACCGUUGCCGGGAUACAAGGUCAGAGAGAUCAUUAAGAAACUGGACCGCAACAAAGACAACCAGAUCAGCUUCGACGAGUUCCUCUCGAUCGCCAAGGAGCUGAAGGGUGAUGACAUAGCCAAGAGCUUCAGGAAGGCCAUCAACAGGAAGGAGGGGAUUCUGGCUAUCGGAGGAACCAGUGAGCAGUCUAGUGAAGGAACACAACACUCCUUCUCAGAGGAGGAGCGUUAUGCGUUUGUUAACUGGAUCAAUGCAGCGCUGGAGAAGGACCCUGACUGUAAACACGUCCUCCCUAUGAACCCCAACACCCCCAACAGUUUGUUCACUGCUGUGGGAGAUGGCAUCGUACUCUGUAAAAUGAUCAACCUGUCAGUCCCAGACACCAUUGAUGAGAGAACCAUCAACAAGAAGAAGCUCACUCCCUUCACCAUACAGGAGAAUCUCAACCUGGCUCUGAACUCUGCCUCUGCUAUUGGUUGUCAUGUAGUGAACAUCGGCGCUCUGGACCUGAGAGAGGGGAAACCCCACCUGGUGCUGGGCCUGCUGUGGCAGAUCAUUAAGAUAGGGCUGUUUGCUGAUAUAGAACUCAGCAGGAACGAAGCCCUGGCUGCGUUGCUGCGUGAGGGAGAGAGUCUGGAGGAGUUGAUGAAGCUGUCUCCCGAAGAGCUGUUGCUCCGCUGGGCUAACUUUCACCUAGAGAAUGCUGGCUUUAGCAAGAUCAACAACCUCUCCUCCGACAUCAAGACAGUAUCAGACUUCUCUAACUCAGUGAAGGACUCUAGGGCCUACUAUCACCUGCUGAACAUGAUCGCUCCUGACGGCAGCAAAGAGGACAAGCAGCGCAUCGAGAUCAACAUGUCUGGAUACAACGAGAAAGAUGACCUGCGUAGGGCAGAGAGUAUGCUGGUUCAGGCUGACAGGUUGGGCUGUAGACAGUUUGUGACCCCUGCUGAUGUGGUCUGUGGGAACCCCAAACUCAACCUGGCCUUCGUAGCCAACCUGUUUAAUAAAUACCCAUCACUCACCAAGCCUGAGGGGCAGGACCUGGACUGGGCCAGACUGGAGGGUGAGACGAGAGAGGAGAGAACCUUCAGGAACUGGAUGAAUUCUCUGGGAGUCAACCCUCAUGUUAACCAUAUAUACGGUGAUCUGUUAGAUGCACUGGUCAUCCUCCAGCUCUAUGAGAGGAUUAAGGUUCGAGUGGACUGGGACCACAAAGUCAACCGCCCUCCCUACCCCAAGAUAGGGGCCAACAUGAAGAAGCUGGAGAACUGUAACUAUGCAGUGGAACUCGGGAAGGCGAAGGCAGGGUUCUCUCUGGUCGGCAUCGGAGGACAGGACCUUAAUGACGGAAACCCAACUCUCACCCUGGCACUGGUCUGGCAACUGAUGAGGAGAUACACUCUGAAUGUUCUGGAGGACCUUGGAGAUGGAGAGGCUGCUAACGAUGACCUCAUCAUCAACUGGGUCAACAGAACCCUGACUGGAGCCGGGAAGAACUCCAAGAUCUCCAGCUUCAAGGUGACAAGACAGAUGGAACGGAGUGGCUUUCUAAUCUCUAUUAUACUGUGUGAUCUGUGAUUCACAAGGAACCCUGGACACAGUGUUUCUCUAUAGCUUUA
Coregonus clupeaformis (lake whitefish) is the source of this 1839-nucleotide messenger RNA. Its product is annotated as plastin-3. Lineage: Eukaryota; Metazoa; Chordata; Actinopteri; Salmoniformes; Salmonidae. The transcript has 14 exons. Gene Ontology annotation, biological process: actin filament bundle assembly; actin filament network formation. Gene Ontology annotation, cellular component: actin filament; actin filament bundle; cytoplasm. The record is from RefSeq and is a predicted model, not a curated record. The coding region runs from base 92 to 1798 and encodes 568 amino acids. Gene Ontology annotation, molecular function: calcium ion binding; actin filament binding.